This is a messenger RNA of Suricata suricatta (meerkat), 2683 nucleotides long. RefSeq names its product tetraspanin 32 (gene TSPAN32). The transcript has 10 exons. NCBI's taxonomy places the organism in Eukaryota, Metazoa, Chordata, Mammalia, Carnivora, Herpestidae. Gene Ontology annotation, cellular component: membrane. The record is from RefSeq and is a predicted model, not a curated record. Bases 27 to 926 code for a protein of 299 amino acids.
AGGAGAAGGGACCAGAGAAGGCCACCAUGCAGUGCCGGAGUCGAGUCAGGGUGGCCAAAUGCCAGAUGCUGGUCACCAGCUCCUUUGUCUUGCUCCUGGGCCUUUCUAUGGCCACCCUGGCAGCUGGCAGCUACUUCGGGGCCCACUUUGCUGUCAUCGGCCGUGCAUCCUCAGACAGGACCCCCUAUGAGGCCACACGCCGCUGGGCCUUCUGCACCAGCAUCAGCCUGGCCGGGCUCCUGACCCUGGGAGCCGUGCUGGGUGCUGUCGCCACUGUGAGGGAGGCCGGGGGCCUGAUGGCAGCGGGCUUCCUGUGCUUUGCGCUGGGCUUCUGCGCCCUGGUGCAGGUGGCCGUCUGGAAGUUCCACAACCCCACCCAGGUGGAGGACGCCGUGUUGGACGCCUACGACCUGGUGUAUGACCAGGCGGUGAGGAGCGGGCCCAGCACCGUGCGGCAGCAGCUGGCAGCCAUUCAGGACACGUUCCAGUGCUGUGGGAAGACCUCUCCUUUCGGCCUCUUGGGGGACGCGGAGGCCAGUCUGUGUCCUGGGGAGGAGGCCGCCAGACAGGACUGCCUGGUGGGGAUCAGGAGCUCCCUGAGGACGUACGGACACAUCGCCUCCAUCCUCACUGGCAUCGGCCUGGCCUCCAUGGUGUACGCCAUGGGGCUCAGCUCCUUCCUCUGGUUCGCCAUUCGCACAGGCAGCAGCCUGGACCGCAGGGGCAAAUACACCCUGAGCCGCAGAGGCGAGUCGGCCCAGACUGAGCCUUCCAAGGGGUCGGGGAGGUGCCUGCUACCGCAGCGCAGAGGGCCCGGGAAGGAGGCCCGCUCCGUCUCAGCAGACAAAGGGACCUGGGGUCACUGUCAGACUCCGUGGGAACAGACUGGGGAGUGGUCAGAGCAGAGAAGCCACGGGCAGGCUUGACGGGCAGAGCCCUGGGCCGAGCUGGUCCGGGCUCCCCACGGGCCGCAGGAUCGGGGAGCCCCCACCUCCAGGCUCAGUGCGCCACCUCCACUUCUCGUGCGAGGCCUUCACCUCCGAGCCAGUGAGGCAGGCCUGUCUUCUCGGGCUGACACCCCCUGACUUCCUCCUUGCCUUGGCCGGGGCGCUCACCGCCGGCAAGGGCUCCUGCUGCGGCAGGCGGCCCCCUGGGAACCUCGCAUCUCUGGUGGAACCCCAUGCUUCCGGUAGGGUGUUCACAGGUGCCAGGGCCGAAGGCAGGACCUCUGGGGAUGCGAGAGGGCACCGUAGACCUCCCAGGUCCCAGGCCGCUCCCAACUACCUCUCUCGGUUCCGUCUAGCCGCCCCUGAUCGUGGCCACCUGCUGGGAGCCCCACCGGCCUUGCUGGAUGACAUGGCCACAGUAAGGAAGUGGUAGACGUUGCAAGGCUCCUGCCACAGGGGUGGAAACUGGUGUCUCCUUCCACUGCUCGUGUGAAAUUAAGCCUGUUGCUAUUGAUGAGGCCUCACAAUGCUCCAAAUCAGGCCGAUAUUCCCCAGAAACCUCAUGGGAGGAAGCAUAUUCCCACCUCUGUGAAGAGGAAGCUAAACAAGGCACAGCAGAUGUUUGUCGAAAGGUUUUUCUAUUGAGCUUCACAAACUCAUGACAUGGAUAAUAAAGGGGGUUAAAGAACACAAUAAUAUUUACUCUGGCCCGGAGAUAGAAAGCCUAACUUAGGAAACAGAAACCAACAGGAGCCAGGCACAAGCUACUGCGCAUACGUAGCUAAUUGGUGCCCAUUGUGACGAUGGGUAAGAGGAGUUACCACUUAAACUCACAUGCAAAGGCCACACAUCUAGGGCACCUGUGGGGCUUACACCUCCAACAUCAAAGAACAAGGUGGACAAAAGGUUUACUUACUAACCAUCGGGAAUAUAUUCUUCCUCCUGUGAGCCAGGUAGAAUGCCUCCUAGCCCUGUCUAUGACUGAAUCUUAGCGUCAUUGUUAUAGAAUGUGUUUGCUGUCUGCUCCUCACUGAAAACAUCCUGCUCUCUUCUUAGUUGUGAGAUUUACUACCGGUUCAAACAAAUGUGUGUUAUCUGCUUUUCCCUGAGAACAUCCUGUCAUCCUAUGACGUGUUGGAAGGAGACGAAGCCACAGGCAGAUGUCCCGAGGGCUCCCCGGAGGUGGAGUGGACGGAGCAGGGGCAGGGCGCCAGCCAAGAGCGGCCAUGUCUAGACACACCCCCGGAGCGGCCCCUGGGGCGGCGGGUGCCAGGAAGAACGGCUCCCCCAGCACAAGGGGCCGAGUGGCCGGGGCCCUGAGCGUGGCUGGUGAGAGGUGCCAGGCUACACCUGAGGUCCCAGAACCGUGGCAGGACGGGGCACCGACUCCCGGCCGGGCCUUGCUGACCGGUGACGGACGGAGGCAUCCAGGUGCUGAAAAGAAGCGGAGCAGGAACCGCGCCCUGGCCAUCGCGCCCUGGCCAAGUAAGGGACUCGCUCACGGUGCGCAGCGUCCAGUGGCGGGCACCCCUCAGGGGGAGAGGGGCAGAGAAGCGGACGGGGCAGCGGAGCAGCGAGGCCUGCACACACGUGUGCUCACACUCAGCUCCAGUGGGACACGGAGAGUCUGCCCCGGCUACGGCCCCUGCUGCUGGUGGGGCCGCCGAAGGGGCGCUGGGGGACGAGUGUACUUUCUGUUUCUGCCCAGGCCCCCCCGUGUUUGUGUUCCUCCCGGA